GGACCACCAAAAGUAACGACAACCAAGAUAGGCAUAGUGAUUCGAUCCUUUGAGAACCCUAUUUUGAAGAACCACUAUUUGUUGGGGCUUACCCCUAACACACUACAGAUUGGAUUGCCUGAUUCACGAGUCUUAUAUACAUUGUUACGAUCACCUUUUAUUGAUAAAAAGUCCAGAGAACAAUUUGAAAUGAGAAUAAAGAAACAAUAUCUGGUCAUAAAAACAGAAAGGCAUGAUUCAUUGCGCAAGAAGUUCUUUCGGUUAAAACGCCGUCGUAUAUUUGGAGCUCAAUAUUCAAUCCGUCUUUCUUGCAAGACCCGUUUAGAUAAGGGAAAACUCAAGAGAUUGCUUCGAAAGCUAUCGAAAAUACCUUGAAUACACUAACCGAAUCAUAUCAUAAACCAGAACCACAUUGGAUAUUGUGUCUUGGGUUCUUUUGGGAUAAUGGAUAACAAAUGUAUUUUCUUACGCGCUAUAUCCCCUGCAGUUUGUUGUGGCUUUCUCAUUCUUGUACAACACCCAACCUCUGGAGUUGAUUCAUUCUGUCAUCAUUGUACCACUAAAUGUUCAGGACGAGGGCAAGUCCCCAUUUGGAAGAUGCUACUCCGGUGACUUUGGUCCGCAACCGACAUCAACUAUUUCGUUUCGUUCGUAUAGAAGUCUGAGUGGAUCAGUAGCUUCUGCAUAAGCAGUGAAUUAUAAGACUGCGUGGAAGCUGGUCCGGGUUUCUGCAAUAGGGAGCAGAGCAAGUAGGUCUUCGGCACGCCACACUUGAAGAGCUUUCCCGCUCGCUUUCUGACGACACUGUCCUUUACCUGAGCACUGUUACACUGUAGUGAAUGUACAGGCAUUCAAAUAGUUUCUACGAAGUCGUAUAUUUAGGUAGGACUUAUGAGAACUUACAACCACUAGGCAACCAAAGUCAUUAUCUCAAAUCUCUAAAGUGAAUUGAGUUAAGGGAGGACCUUGGGGUGUCGUGGAAUAAUUUGGUUCGAUUCCCGUUAUACGUGAUGUGGCAAAAAACACUUAUGGAAGGGGAAAUUUCAUGCCUGCAUUAAGAUUUCAAGCGUGUCGUCUACUUCUAGGAAAUGUUCGGAACAGAGAACUUUCUCUAAUACAACGCAGCAUUCUCCGAAGAUUGAGGAACAAGAGGAGAUCAAUCCAAAUCAAUCUUUCUAGGAGAGAAAAUCGAAACUGUUACAUUAAAUCACAAACAACACGAAAGUUGUCCCUUUAUUAUGGAGAUUUACCUACAAGGGGGCUUCUUCGGAGAGGAAGAGAACGAACUUCAUAUAUCCCUUUUCUACUCAAUCAAGAAACAAGAUCGGACGUGAUUCUGGUUCGUCUCCAUUUUAGUAAAACCAUUCCUCAAGCAAGGCAGCCGAUAAGUCAUCGAAAGGUUAGUUUGAAUAAUGGACAGGUCAGCAUAACAAGUUCUCAAGUUUCCCACGGUGAUCUAAUAUCUUUUCCAGAAACUAUAGCCGAAAUACAAAUAAGGAGAUCUUUCUAUAUCGACAUAUCAGUUGGCAAAAUAAUAGGGAAAUUCCUGCCGGUCAGAAUGUGGAGAAGAACCAAAACAGAAUGGUUCCGCUUACUCAAAACAAAGAGGGGGUGCCGUCUACUACUCCAAUCCGGGUUUUUGCAAGAGUUGCGUGAUUCUAUGCAAGAAGAAGACUUAGAAAGAACAAAGAAGUUUGGAUCCGCUAAAGUAUGCUUAGGCAGUUCCUUCGCUGAGCACAACAGAAUGAAGAAGAAUUUGUUUCAUUUCAAAUACUUUUUCUUAUUGAAGAGAAGGAAGGAGAAAAACCGAAAUCCUCCAACUCUUUCCAUAUGCGCUUUUGUUGACAAGUAUAAAGUAUAUUGUAAUUCGACCUAUUGCUCUGGAUCCCCUUUUACUAGGAAGAUAAGAAUCAAAAGGAUCGAACUACCUACUCAUUAUUCGGAGGUAAAUCAUAGAACACCAAAAGCUGUGGUAUCUUAUGGACCUAACUUAGGGAACAUCCCUCACGACAUAAGAUUGAAAGAUCCAAACCUUCCUCUUUAGAGCUGAUAAGUAAGAAAACGUGGCCAAAGCAUAUAAGCCCUCAUAGGGAAAUAUCCAUCCUGGGAGUAUAUCUCUCCUUAUAGAGAGGGUCUCCCUUUGGAUAGAAAUCAAUAUGUAAGACCGUCGCAGUCGACUAUAAGUAUCAGAUUGCUGGCCUGAGAGAAGGCAGUCUCUCUCGGGAAAACAUUGCCCAAUUUCUCUUCUUUCUUUUCACACA
Molecule: messenger RNA, 2261 nt
Organism: Musa acuminata AAA Group (dessert banana)
Lineage: Eukaryota; Viridiplantae; Streptophyta; Magnoliopsida; Zingiberales; Musaceae
Product: small ribosomal subunit protein uS10m
Exons: 2
Biological process (GO): translation
Cellular component (GO): mitochondrion; small ribosomal subunit; ribosome
Molecular function (GO): structural constituent of ribosome
Source: RefSeq, a predicted model, not a curated record